GAUCCCGAACCACGUUCGGACCAGAACGCCGCGCGUGCGGCGGCAAUUCUUCCAGAAUACUUUCGCUGACAAAACCUACAUGGAGCGCCAGUUCUUUGUGGCAUCCACGCUGCAUGUGUUGCUGCCCACUGCAAAGAAGGGUAAGAACCUCAAGGUAGUUGAGCUGGAGCCUCUGGAUGGAAGGUACAUCGGAUUCCUGAAGCCCGGGGCUGACGAAAGGAAAACCAUGAGAUGGUUCUUGGACGAGUACAUCGCUGUCGGCAACAGCUUGUGGGAAGCCGGCACUGAGAGCGAGCUCGUCAAGAAGCUCAAGAAGGAG
Molecule: messenger RNA, 319 nt
Organism: Symbiodinium necroappetens
Lineage: Eukaryota; Dinophyceae; Suessiales; Symbiodiniaceae
Source: the annotation of a GenBank genome assembly